This is a messenger RNA of Oldenlandia corymbosa var. corymbosa, 687 nucleotides long. The record is from the annotation of a GenBank genome assembly. Lineage: Eukaryota; Viridiplantae; Streptophyta; Magnoliopsida; Gentianales; Rubiaceae.
AUGGACGAUGCUGAGAGAAAGUCAUCUAUUGGGCUUUUUCUGGCUUUUGAACGGAAUAAAUACGGGGCCCAACUUAAUCGCGCGCGUUUCGUGAAUAACGGAUUUGAGGAUUCCGGCCACUCCGGAAACCCUCCACCGCCAUUGCUGCUACUCAAAUGUUCCAUUGGUUCGCCGUCCUCUUCCUCUGCUCCUCCGACGGGGACAUCUUUUAGAAACCUUGGGUUUAUGGCAUUUGGAUUUGUCAACGAUGUAUCCAAAACCUACUUCCCUAAAGCCUCAUUUCACUUGCAAACUGGAGGGAAGCCAAAGGAACCUAUGAGGAAGAUUUUGACGGUAGAAGAGCAAGCAGAGGCUGAGCAGAGAGCCCUGGCAGCUGCUCUUGCUUCUGCGAAGGAGGCAACAGUGCUCGAGUUCUAUUCACCAAAUUGCAGACUUUGCAGUUCCUUACUUGGUUUUGUACAGGAAGUUGAGAAUAGGAACUCAGAUUGGCUCAACAUUGUGAUGGCUGAUGCAGAGAAUGAUCAAUGGUUACCUGAGCUACUCCAUUAUGACAUAAAGUACGUGCCUUGCUUUGUGCUACUAGAUCAACAUGGAAAGGCACUUGCAAAAACAGGUGUUCCAAACAGUCGGCUACAUGUUGUAGCAGGUGUCUCUCAUCUUCUUAAAAUGAAACGUCCCCAGAAGUGA